GAAAUGUAAUCUAUUCAAUUCGUGUUCGUGGACACGUAUUUCCCUUCUUUCGAUCUAAUGUAUUUCAAUAGGAAGCAUCUUUUGAGUCCGCUCCACGUUUUUCUUUCUGCCACUCGGAAGCAUUCGGACAGUAAACUAAAUACUACAGUACCCAUGAGCCUUUUCUAUUUUUACUAUGUUGAUGACGUCAGCUAAAACUACCUGUUGACCCACCGCCGAUUCUCUUUUAAUGACAUCCUCAUCUUUCUUUCAACACAUAAACACGAAAGUGUGCUUGAUAAUGCAACAAUACGAUGUCAUAACCAUCCGUGUUAUUUCAUUCUCCUUCUAUUGUGAGAACGGGGGAUUAACUGUGAUUAUUAAGUCAAUUAAAAUAAUAUAAAAAAUAAAUUAAAUUAAUUAGUGGACGCCCGCAUUACCCGUGAGCCUCAGCGGAGACGGCUGCUAUGGAGACGGAGCCAGCCCGCUUUGCGAUUGGUUGAUUUCUGCAGGCCGCGAAUUCUCCUUCAUUGCGCUCAACCCACUACCCAGGUAAGCCACGAGACUUGAAUGUAAUGAUCAAAUUUGUUUAAAUGUUAUAAUUGAUGCUUUUCUUUGGGAUUAGACUCACAUGGUUUACAUGUUAGAGCAAAGAAUUAAAGGCCGACCGACGGUUUGCAUUUUAACAGUAAAAAAAAGAAGAAAAAAAACCACGCGCCUUUUGUGCAGUCAUACAGAAAAUGGGAAAAACGUGAAUUUUAUUGGUUUAUUAAGUAUUUUAAGGAUAAUUUGUCACAUUUUAAACAUUUUUUCAACAUGUCUAGCCUUCACUACAUAAUGAACUUUUUCUGUUCUCCCUGCAGAUCCCGUCUAACUUCACCUUCACCCUAUAUAAUCACCUCAUUCCCAAAAACCAAAGGCACUUUUAAGAGCCAACCUCUCUAUCUAUCUAUCUAUCUAUCUAUCUAUCUAUCUAUCUAUCUAUCUAUCUAUCUAUCACACACACACAACCUCUCUGUUCAUCUAUAUUUCUAUCAAUUUCUUCAAUAUCUAUCUGUUCUCUAUCUCUAUUUCUCAAUCUUUCCUCUCUUUCUGUCAUUGUCUACUUGUCUGUUAUCUGUCUCUGUCUGUCAGUCUGUUUGUCUGUAUUUGUCUGUGUUGCAAUGGCCACCAGAUAUGUCUUUGACCCACAAAACCCCCAGUACCAAGAGGGGAGACGCAUGGUUCUUGAAAUGGAACUUGACCGCCUUACAGCUGAAUCCAAGAGAGCAGCUUUGGAGAGGAAACGUGCAGGCUCUGGAGGAGAACCUCCACGGACUUCUAAAAGGGUCUUUAGAGUGGUAGGUCGUGGCAAGCCAAGGGGAAGGCGAGGAGGGCAACGCAAAGCCUCAGCUACAGUCACAUACCCUCCGGUUGAGUGUUCUCUGUCAUCCAGUGUGGAGGUUCCCUCAGAAAUACUAAAUCCUCAAGAGGAAUUUGAGAAAAAUAUGGAGAGGCUCUCAAAUAUUUUGGCAUCAUGUCUUUCUGCUGAGUCUCAAAGAAGCUCUGCUUCAUCAUGGUCUUUUCGGAAGCAGAAAGCCUCAGAGCGCUGGAAAGAGGCAAGACCGUACCACCUACAAUGCCUUAUCGCAAAGGAGGCUGUUGGUCAUCCCUUGUGUUGCCUUUGCCACGAGCCUGCUGUUAUUAGGUGCAGAGAGUGUCUUCCUGAGGAUUGGUUCUGUGGGGACUGUGAUGUAUUGCAUCACAUAAAACAGCCACUCCACAACAGGGAAAGUGUGAUUCAUGGGUUUUUUGAAGCCAUUCCUCCAACCUCAUGCAUCAUGAAAGGAGAAGGUGGAUAUUGCACCCAUGAGCAAGCAGCCAGUUACAGAUAA
Tachysurus vachellii is the source of this 1853-nucleotide messenger RNA. RefSeq lists its product as uncharacterized. Bases 1143 to 1853 code for a protein of 236 amino acids. Lineage: Eukaryota; Metazoa; Chordata; Actinopteri; Siluriformes; Bagridae. The transcript has 6 exons. The record is from RefSeq and is a predicted model, not a curated record.